Molecule: messenger RNA, 2372 nt
Organism: Labeo rohita (rohu)
Lineage: Eukaryota; Metazoa; Chordata; Actinopteri; Cypriniformes; Cyprinidae
Gene: trabd
Product: TraB domain containing
Exons: 10
Coding region: 414-1496 (360 amino acids)
Source: RefSeq, a predicted model, not a curated record
UACAGAGUCACUUCUUGCGAGCAGCUGACUGUAGCUGUAACUUUAAUCAUUUCAUUUUUACCGAGGCUAGCAGCCAAACUAAAGUCAAGGUGGUAGAUUUAGCAUUCUUUCAGUCUUUCUAUAAUAAAGUGGAAUAUUAUUAUCGUCACGGCACGUCAAAUAAAUAACUUAGUGUUGGUCAGUUGUUUAAAGUUUUUAAAGGGGCUUAGCUUAUAUUAGCAUAGCAUCAGCUAACAGCUGCGUGUAUGUGUGCGCAGUUAGCCUGUAGCCGAACUACCUUGUAAAGAAUCAUCCUUCACUACAACAACUGACAGUCCGAUCCAGUCUGGUCCGAUCCGAUUCGUUACUUCCGUGGGAAGUGUGGACAAGCUGUCUGCCAAGUCAAAUGUUGAGGUUUUACUGAACGGGGGACAAUGGAACAGGACAACAACUCAGAGGAUGACUCAGUUGGCCAAGCAGAAGAUGACACACAACCUCCAUUUCCUCUUGGACUCUCGGACUCUGAGGCAGUGGAAGUGUUGUGGCAAGUGCGAACCCAGCGCCGGCAGACGGAACCAGAUCUGCCGGACACUGUAACACGUCUCACCACACCUGAUGGAAGUAUUGUGUACCUGGUUGGCACUGCCCACUUCAGCGACAGCAGCAAGAAGGAUGUUGCGACUACGAUCCGAGCGGUCCAGCCAGAUGUGGUGGUGGUGGAGCUAUGCCAGUACAGAGUAUCCAUGCUUAAGAUGGAUGAGAAAACGCUGCUAAAAGAGGCUAAAGACAUUAACUUGGAAAAGGUCCAGCAGGCCAUUAAACAGAAUGGAGUGAUGUCUGGCCUCAUGCAGAUAUUGCUGCUCAAAGUCUCGGCUCACAUUACUGAACAGCUGGGCAUGGCCCCCGGAGGAGAGUUUAGAGAAGCCUUUAAGGAGGCAGGAAAAGUGCCCUUCUGUAAAUUUCAUCUUGGGGAUCGGCCCAUUCCAGUAACCUUUAAGCGUGCAAUAGCUGCUCUCAGCCUGUGGCAGAAGGCUCGUCUGGCCUGGGGUCUGUGCUUCCUCUCUGACCCCAUCAGCAAGGAGGAUGUAGAGAAGUGUAAACAAAAGGAUCUUCUGGAGCAGACCAUGUCAGAAAUGAUCGGCGAGUUUCCAGCCCUCCACCGCACUAUUGUUGCAGAACGAGACAUCUACCUCACACACACACUUAGACAGGCAGCGCGCUGUGUGGAGGCGCCUCCUAAUGCUGAGAAAGUGCCUGCUGUGGUGGUUGGAGUGGUUGGGAUGGGUCAUGUUCCUGGUAUUGAGAGGAACUGGGACAAAGAGCUCAAUAUUCAUGAGAUCAUGAGUGUGGCUCCACCGUCUCGCUUUGGCUGGGUAGUACGCCACGUGUUGAAGGGAGCCAUGUGGGGGCUUCUGGGUUACGCCUGCUUCCGUGCCAGCAAGGGUGUGGGGAGGGCGUUACUCUCCUUACCGACAGUCCAAUCGUUGCUUGAAAAUAUACGAACGCCUUCCGUUUGACCCGGCACAGACAUUUCAGCAGUGAGAUCAGGAUGUCACACUGAGCACCAAUAGCCUUAACUACAGGAUGGUGGUUGGGUAAACAUCUUCUCAUCCCAUAUGAAAUAAACAAUGGGGUGGAAGCUUUUGACUAGCUCUCUACCUCCUCAACCCUCUGUCCAUCUGCUCUGUGGAUGCAGAGUUGUACUGCCAAAGAAAUCGGACCGUGCUUUCUUUCCCUUUUCCUCAUUCUUAAAGUAUGACCGACUAAGAAAUUAGCUGCAGCGGGACUUCCCAUGUUAUCAUUCAACUCGAACUGAAGUUUUAUUCUGUUAGUUGGCUCCUGCAAAUGGUUGAUGCAUUUUCUUUCCCAGCUGGUGGUGUUCAGAAAUCCAGUAUUGUUAUUCCCUGUAAGUCAACAUUUUAAUCAAGACCCACCGUAAUGUGUAGAUCACUAAGAGACACCUUUUUAAUAAUGGUAUUCAGUGUCCCAGAAUUAAUUUUUAAAGUCUUGCGCAAUAGGACCAUUUGUGAAGAAAAGCAUUACUCAGAUUUUAUUGAAAGGAAAUUGACUUGAUGAUAAAUACAUGCAAUGCACAUUGGGAAAAUGAUCAUGACCAAAGUAUUGUUUGAAUUUGUAUGUUUCUGACAAAAGGCUUAAAUGAGUGAAACCGAAACAACCGUGCACAGUGUUUAAGAGUUUCAAGUCACAUCCAGUAAUGUUCACUCUUAGUGGGGAAGCACGGUUGCUUGGUUUUUCUGGUCAACAUAAACUUUGCCCAUGCUAGCUAUCAAGUGCCUCCUACCACAUGACCUGGAAAGGGCUAAAAGGAACAGAGACUGGUCUAGGUGUUUUGCUCUCGCUCCAUAUGGUCAUAAUAAAUGGGUACUACUAAA